Molecule: messenger RNA, 774 nt
Organism: Cucurbita pepo subsp. pepo (vegetable marrow)
Lineage: Eukaryota; Viridiplantae; Streptophyta; Magnoliopsida; Cucurbitales; Cucurbitaceae
Source: RefSeq, a predicted model, not a curated record
AGCAUUUUGUAUAAAUAGAACGGCUUGAAGACAGUGGAUUAUGCAAAUUAGUUCACAUUGGCAUCGUCGCGCCAAAUUUACAGAGUUCAGAUUCAGAUCGUUGAGCUGGUGGCGAUGGCUCUCCGAUUCAAUUCCGAUGAUGCGACUGGCUAUAAGCUAUUGCUCUGUUUAGCUCUCAUGUAUGGCCUUAUGUCGAUGCUGGUUCACUCCAUUGUUCACAUGAAGUUUGUCAAGCCGCUCGCAAUUGAUGCGCCUCUUCAUCGAUUCUCUGAAGCCAGAGCGGUGGAGCAUGUAAGAAUUUUGUCUCAAGAGAUCGACGGUCGUCAGGAGGGCCGUCCUGGUUUUAGAGAAGCUGCUCGAUAUAUAAAAGGGCAGUUGGAGAUGAUGAAGGAGCGUGCUAGUGAUAAAUUCCGAAUCGAGAUCGAAGAGACAGUUGUUGAUGGUUCCUUUAAUAUGAUGUUUCUGGGCCACAGCAUAUCACUGGGAUAUCGAAACCACACUAAUAUCUUAAUGAGGAUUUCAUCAGUGGACUCACUAGACACCGACCCAUCAGUUCUAAUAAAUGGUCAUUUUGAUAGUCCACUUGGUUCGCCGGGUGCCGGUGAUUGUGGCUCAUGUGUUGCAUCAAUGCUAGAAGUUGGCAGACUUAUUGUAGACUCUGGAUGGAUCCCUCCUCGUCCUGUUAUUUUUCUUUUCAACGGUGCCGAAGAGCUGUUUAUGUUGGUAGGAAUUCAGGCUUUUGUUCUUACCGAAAAAUGAACUUUUAACUUUCCA